UGAUAUUGUAGUCUAUCGUCAAACUCUGUUAUUCCGCGCGGCACCGUGUUUUCACCGCUACGUCUCUGUUGUCGCUAAACUCGAAGGACUCACUGGAACCUCGGUUUGCUAAUAAGAUGAUAUUCUUGUCAUUCAAACCUAUUCAUCUCCUCGGACUUCUUGUGCUUGGUGGUAGGUAAAAAACAGACUUCUUGAGCGAGUCCCAGAGAUGGACCCGGACUCCGCAGCCCCUCCUCAGCGCGUGCUGGAGUCACUCGACAGGAAUGCCGCCGCAUCCGAAGGCAACUGCGAAUAUUUACAGUCUGUUAGUAGCGAAUCGAGCUCAUUCAUCAUGGUUCAGGCCAAAAGUCGUCUCGAAGUGCCAUCCAGGCUGUGGGUGACAGCGGUUGUGGUCAUCGUGAUUGUCCUUCAAGUCGCCUCGACCACAGGACUCUUCAUAUACUUAAACAUGUCAAUGGCAGAGGCUCGGACACAAGGUGUGGUGGAGGAGCUGAGGUGCUUGGGUCUUCUGAACGCUCUGGAGAAAGAACAGGAUGUGCCUGAUGACCUGGUCCAGCUCUUUGGUGAGCCAUGCAUUAAACUGGCCGAAGGACUCAAAGCUUACAUCUCCAAGGUGACAGAAAACGUCAUCUCGAAACACACCUUUCAAGAAAGAGUCGCUAUCCCUCCACGUACAAAAUUACUCACCACCGGCAGCCCACGGCCGUCAGCUCAUCUUACUCUCAGAGACAGUGGACUGCAGGGUACGACAUCCUUAACCCCUCAGACUGACCUUCACCAGUCCUGUCGCCAUCCCGUUCGUUCCUGGGGGAACCAGAGUUUCGGCUCCCACCUGCACAACAUGACUGUGUCCAACGGACGCCUGCGUAUCCCUCGCGCAGGCCGCUACUACCUCUACGGCCAAGUCUACUUCCGUUAUCUCACCCUCUCCAUCGACGAUCACCACUCGGGCUCUGACAGCCACCAGGUGGUGCAGUGCGUCUACAAGAAGACCGCCUACGCCCGCCCUAUUCAGCUCCUGAAGGGUGUGGGCACCAAAUGUUGGUCUCCAGACAGCGAGAACGCCCUUCACUCCAUCUACCAGGGGGGCCUGUUUGAACUUCGUGCAGGCGACGAGAUCUUCAUCUCUGUGUCUUCUCCCACAGCUGUGUAUGCAGAAGACUCCUCCAGCUACUUUGGGGCCUUCCUGUUUGACCUCUGAGGGACGCAGUUGGGGCUUGUGGUCUCAUUCUAAGGGAGAGGAAAUGGUUUCUGUCAAAAGGCCCCACAUGGGAACCAGGAAGAGAGGGAAGCACAGAUACUCCAGCAUCUGAGGGGUUCAAAAGACCAAAUAACUCAGAAAACCAUCAAGUUAUUGUGGUCUGAGGACCGUUUGACAUUCAUAGGCUGAAUUUUAAGAAUCAGUAGAGUGAGAAACUCUGGGAUCCCAUCUGAAUGGGCAGAUCAUGAGCAAAUCUGUGAGGGCUUGUAAAGACAUUUCUGAAAACUACAAUGACCUUCACUAUUUAACCACAUAAAAAGCCAAAAUAGUUCCUUCAAAUUAAGACUUUCACCUUCAACAAAUACACAAAACUUUGUGCAAGCUGCUAUUUGUGCACGCAAACCAUACAAGACUAAUAGUUUCCCACUUUCUUUUGAUGUUAUACUGUUUGUAUUGUUCAUUCUUUCCUUAAAAGACUGUCUGGGGCAUUGUGACUAAUCAUGGACUUAAAAGUCUCCAGUUAAAUAAAGCAAGUUGUUUUGUUGCCACACAUACUGCUUUAUGAGUCAAACCUGCCAUUCACUGACAUCUGUAGUAAAAUCCAGCAAAAAAUAGGGUUGGAUGAAGAGUGAGAAUUUGCACGACUCAAUUUAUCAAAACAAUCCAAAGUUAAACUAACAUUUUUCAAAAGAAUGCCAUUUUCCUGAAGCUCCAGGACAGACAGGCAUCUUGAAAUAAUUUUGAGAAACACGAGGAACAGCAACAAAUAUCACACCUUAAAGGGCAUGUUACGUUAUUAUAUUUCAUGUAGUGCUUACAAAUAAAUUACAAUGAUAAUGAGGCAUUCAUAUUUAACACUAAUGGAUAAUGCUGACAUAAACAAAUUUACACAUUUUAAACAAUAAGUAUAAAGAACCCCAAGAAAUGACAGCACACAACAAUUACAUAUUUUCUGAACAUUAAUUAGUAUGGAUGUUCUUAAUAAAGUGGCCCUUUAUUUAUCAAAAUGAGUGACAUUUUGAUUAAAAAAAUGGAAAUACUGUGAAAGUUAGCUAAGGAAUGAGAACAAACCAAGCUAAUGUGCCACUUCAGGUGUUUUAAGCACUGCUUACAGAGAUAUUAGCAUUCACUCAGUGUCCCACUGUGAGUUUCAUACAUAUAAAAGUGGUGUGCUAGCAGAGAAAUGCAAAAUAUUCCAAAAAAGAUUGAGCCAAACAGAUGCAGGCUUAAACACUAAAAUGGAAACAUCUGGGUUGAUAUGCGAACAAUAUAAUUACAUGAUUCAGAUGACUACAUAUUGCAUGCUGAGGUUACAUUUGGACAUGCAUGUGAUAGGAAUAUAAAUGAUACAGGCAAUGCAUAAAAGCAGCAUUUGUUGAUGGAGAAAACGUGUACCAUUCAGCCAAGAUUCAGAUUUUUCUUUUUUUUUUAAUUAUAGGAUAAUUAGAGAUUGUGAUAAGAGAAUUAAGAGAGAAUUCAGAAUUUGAAGGUAAAAAUCUGACUUAAAUUAACAGUAUAAUGUGAUUGCACAAACAUAGUCCAAAAAUAAUGCCAACCUAACUUGCAUAGAGAGAUGCUACAUAAUGUGUAGUUUUAACAGUGGUAUUAAAACAUUUGAUAACCACAUAGUGUACUGAUCAAAGGUUUCAGGUUAGUACUUUGUUUUUUUUUGUUU
Molecule: messenger RNA, 2876 nt
Organism: Carassius auratus (goldfish)
Lineage: Eukaryota; Metazoa; Chordata; Actinopteri; Cypriniformes; Cyprinidae
Product: tumor necrosis factor ligand superfamily member 10-like
Exons: 5
Coding region: 209-1201 (330 amino acids)
Biological process (GO): immune response
Cellular component (GO): membrane
Molecular function (GO): tumor necrosis factor receptor binding
Source: RefSeq, a predicted model, not a curated record